This is a messenger RNA of Lytechinus pictus (painted urchin), 2840 nucleotides long. RefSeq names its product diacylglycerol kinase beta-like. Gene Ontology annotation, molecular function: calcium ion binding; ATP-dependent diacylglycerol kinase activity. Bases 659 to 2302 code for a protein of 547 amino acids. Gene Ontology annotation, biological process: lipid phosphorylation; diacylglycerol metabolic process; intracellular signal transduction. Gene Ontology annotation, cellular component: plasma membrane. The record is from RefSeq and is a predicted model, not a curated record. The transcript has 15 exons. NCBI's taxonomy places the organism in Eukaryota, Metazoa, Echinodermata, Echinoidea, Temnopleuroida, Toxopneustidae.
ACUUGCUGUUGGGUUGUUCCGCUGCUUCGACAGUCGCUUGUGUUUUGGGUAUAUUUUAGCGUAGCGGAUGGGCCGGCCUGCCAAUGGAUCCUUGUAGCGCAGAAUGAUUUCUGACGGGCGAUAAGGGCAGAUGUUAUUGCAUUUUCUACUCUUGACAUUGCUAUACGGAGAGAUAGAGAAGAAUUGGGCAUUUAGACUGGAUACUAUUCAUGUAUGGUCCCAGGUUUAACUGCGGUGAAAAACUAUAUGCAGUUCCAGACAUCUGAUUGACCCAAAUUCCUGUGCCAUGCCAACACCAUUUUGAAACCAAGGUUUUAUUUAGGAUUAGCAAUACCCCCACCUGGGUGUUCUCGGAGAGUGGCAAAAGGAAGACUGAGUCCCAGGAAAUAUCUUCUGAAAUCAAAAGCCAACACUCGUCAGGAAAUAUCGGGCAACAAUGGUAUUUCAAUCAUAAAGGAAAUUGUGAGAGAUUUUCAGUAUCCAUACCCAAAUUCCUGAUUCCAUAUGGCUUGGAAACAUUGUAUUCAAGUAGCCUAGUGGUUGUGAAAAUUGAGAAGACGGUUACAACAUAACGUAAUUGCUGUGGUUCGCUGGGAAUUUGGUCAUAAGUUGCCGUUGGCGUCUUGGAGCUGACCACGGAAGCAUUGACAAGUGAGGUAUGGCUCUCUCAAUAUGGGACAAGCUAAGCCCCAAUGAAUUUGAGAUUCUCCUCGACUAUGUGAGCUAUUCAAGAAAAACUCUCAAGGAUGUGUUAGAAGAAUUCAACGGGAAUGGAGUAUUAUCCAAAUACAAUCCAGAGCAGCCCAUCAACUAUGAAGGCUUCAAGCUCUUCAUGGAAACCUACCUUGAUGUGGAUAUGCCAGAAGACCUCUGUCGACAUCUCUUCCUUUCUUUUGUCAAGAAGACGCCAUCAGUUUCCAGGCAUACCAGCAGAGAAAAGGAGAAGGGCGCUAUAUACGACGUUGGCAGUGCUGUCGCGACCGUUACCACCACUGCGGCAUGUGCUGCCAUCACAGGGAGCAGCUCUCCGAUUGAAAUUGCUGGGCCGACAAGUGGCGGCAACAACAAUACAGAAGGCAAUGAAAUGACCAAUGGACAUGGACAGGAGUCUGGUGUCAUCACAAGAGGAAGCCCCACCCAAUCGAGAAGUUCAUCCAAGAAAUCCAAUGCCUCCAACGGAACCCCUUCAAGUCAUUCCAUGCGCACUGAUGCACUCAGGGUCGAACAAACCACUAAUGAACAUGGAGAUAUUAAAAAAGGCAAAUCCAUGGAGAACAACAGGCGGAAAAAGAGUGCACUCUUUACUGCCAUACGCAAGAGCAAAAGGAAUACCAAAGACACAGAAUCAUUAGGAGCAUUGACCUCCUCCCGAGGGUCACUCGCACAUCCAGAUGUCACCAAUCAGGUCGUCUACAUGAAAGAUAUUGUCUGCUACUUGUCAUUGCUAGAGGGCGGCAAACCAGAGGAUAAAUUAGAAUUCAUGUUCAGGUUAUACGAUACAGAUGACAAUGGUAUUCUUGACAGCAGUGAGCUGGAUUGUAUUGUAAACCAGAUGAUGCAUGUAGCUGAAUAUUUAGGAUGGGAUGUCACUGAAUUAAGACCAAUCUUACAAGACAUGAUGAUAGAGAUUGAUUUUGAUUCAGAUGGGACUGUAUCGCUAGAAGAGUGGAUCCGUGGCGGCAUGACAACCAUUCCUCUUCUUGUUCUUCUUGGCCUUGAAUCAAAUGUGAAAGAUGAUGGCAGCCAUGUAUGGAGGUUAAAACAUUACAACAAACCAGCCUAUUGUAAUCUCUGCCUCAACCUCCUAGUAGGGCUUGGAAAACAAGGUUUAUCAUGUACAUUCUGCAAAUACACCGUUCAUGAACGCUGUGUACAACGCGCCCCACCCUGUUGCAUUAGUACAUACGUCAAAUCAAAACGGACAACGAAUUAUCGUGGCAGCAUGCUGAUGGAGCAACCAAAAAAUCUGUCACGCAAGGACGCCGAGGUUUGGGGAGAAGUUCCGAUCAUGAACCACCAUUGGGUAGAAGGUAACUGCCCUGGUAAAUGUGACCGGUGUAAGAAGUCAAUAAAGAGCUACAAUGGUGUAACUGGCCUUCACUGUAGAUGGUGCAAAAUAACGCUCCACAAUAAAUGUGCCUCCCAUGUCAAACCAGAAUGUAAUAUGGGAGAAUUCCGUGACCACAUUCUACCUCCAACGGCUAUCUGCCCAGCAGUUCUGGUAAGUCUGCUUGUUAUUUUCUUAAUAUUCUGUCUUCCAUGUAGAUGUUUAUUUAGCAUGACAUCACCUUUCAUAUCAUGACUGUUCUAUCCAUAUUAUUUCUUAGAAAAUAAAAAACCAACCAAUGAGGCACUUCUUCACCCAGCCUCAUUUUAUGUAUUAAUUUUUGUUUGUUUCCCUGAAUUUGGGUCAUUUGAAUUUCUCAGACUCGAUAUGGUUUGAAUCAUCCAUGAAACUGUGAUUUGUUUUUGUUCACUUUGAAAGAAAAAAUGCAAAUUAUUUCAAUUUAGUCAGAUUUAGUAUUUUGAUAAUCCCUUACUCGCUCUCUCUUUCUUCCUAUCUCUCCCAUUCUCUCUCUCUCUCAUUUUAUUCAACCUUAUAUGACCAGCCACCCCAGACCAAUAAUAAGUCACCCAAAAUGAUUGUUUAUGUUUAAUGAGUUUAAAAAAGCACAUCCUAAGCUUUAAAAUGAUGAACUUGUUAAAAUUCAUUAACAAUAAUCUAAACAAAUACUUGAUUGAAUGCAGAAGAAACUAAGCGAUAUCUUCACAAAAUAAGUAUUAUGCAUACUGUGAAAUCUCAAUGAAACCUCCAAGCAGUCCUUAAAAACUUGUGUCAU